CCGCCCCAACUUUUUCUCUUGCAUGAUUUCCCUCGCACGGAUUUGCCACUCGGAUGUUGUUUCCUCGGGAGCUGAGCUCGGAGCCACGUUGAACCAGCCUUUUCCUCCAGUGCUAUGACAGGCAAACUACUGGAGAAGCUGCCGGGGACCAUGAACACUUUGAUGAACCAAUUGCCUGACAAUCUGUACCCAGAGGAGAUCCCCAACUCUUUGAAUAUCUUCUCCAGCAGCAGCGACUCGGUGGCUCACUACAACCAGAUGGCUGCAGAUAAUGUUAUGGACAUUGGCUUAGCGAACGAAAAGGCCGGUCAGGAACUGUCCUAUUCGGGGACUUUUCAACCCGCCCCGGGCAACAAGACUGUCACCUACCUGGGGAAAUUCGCUUUCGACUCGCCCUCCAACUGGUGCCAGGACAACAUCAUCAGCCUGAUGAGCGCGGGCAUCCUGGGGGUGCCGCCGUCCUCGGGCGCGCUCACCAGCACGCAGAGCUCGGCGGGCAGCAUGGGGCCGCCGCAGGGCGAGGUGGACCAGAUGUACCCCGCGCUGCCGCCCUACUCCUCCUGCAGUGACCUCUACCCGGAGCCCGUCUCCUUCCACGACCCCCAGAGCAACCCCGGCCUCACCUACUCCCCCCAGGAUUACCAGGCGGCCAAGCCCGCCUUGGACAGCAACCUCUUCCCCAUGAUCCCAGACUAUAACCUCUACCACCACCCCAACGACAUGGGCACCAUCACGGAGCACAAACCCUUCCAGAGCUUGGACCCCAUCCGCGUCAACCCGCCCCCCAUCACCCCGCUGGAGACCAUCAAGGCCUUCAAGGACAAGCAGAUCCACCCGGGUUUUGGGGGGCUGCCGCAGCCACCCCUCACCCUCAAGCCCAUCCGACCCCGCAAGUAUCCCAACCGGCCCAGCAAGACGCCGCUUCACGAGCGGCCCCACGCUUGCCCCGCUGAGGGUUGCGACCGCCGCUUCUCCCGCUCCGACGAGCUCACCCGCCACCUCCGCAUCCAUACGGGCCACAAGCCCUUCCAGUGCCGCAUCUGCAUGCGGAGCUUCAGCCGCAGCGACCACCUCACCACCCACAUCCGCACCCACACCGGCGAGAAACCUUUCGCCUGCGAGUUCUGCGGCCGCAAGUUCGCCCGCUCCGACGAGCGCAAGCGGCACGCCAAGAUCCACCUCAAGCAGAAGGAGAAGAAGGCCGAGAAGGGUUCGGCUGGGCAGCCCCCCACCGCGCCCCCCACUGCCGCCGCCGCCACCACCUCACCCCCUGUCGCCCUCGCCCCCGCCGUCACCACGUGCGCUUGAGGGACCGCGGGGAGCGGCGCGGUGGCACCCCCUCUCCUCCCCAGCCCUCUGCACCGCUCUGGGGGGGGCCCUGGGGUGGCCUCGCCCCCCAGGUUCAGGAUGUCGGGGGCUGCGCUGCACGGGUCCAUUCUGCCCGCACCUGGAUUGACCGGGUCCAGGCUGCCCGCACCCGGAUCCUGCCUGCACUUGGAUCGACAGGACCCCGCACUGCCUGGAUCCAGGCUGCCUGCACCCGCACUGCCCGGACCUGCACUGCCCGGGUCCCGGCUGCCCGCACUCGGAUUGCCUGGACCUGCACUGCCCGCAUCUGGGCUGCCUGCACCCGGAUUGCCCUGUACCCGCACUGCCCGGAUCCCGGCUGCCUGUACCGGCACUGCCUGGACCUGCACUGCCCGGGUCCGGGCUGCCCGCACCCUCCUUGCCCGGACCUGGCUCACCCGGAUCCCUGCUGCCCGCACCCC
Messenger RNA from Grus americana (Whooping crane), 1769 nucleotides. It is a transcript of the gene EGR3, whose product is annotated as early growth response 3. Gene Ontology annotation, molecular function: DNA-binding transcription factor activity, RNA polymerase II-specific; RNA polymerase II cis-regulatory region sequence-specific DNA binding. Bases 115 to 1308 code for a protein of 397 amino acids. NCBI's taxonomy places the organism in Eukaryota, Metazoa, Chordata, Aves, Gruiformes, Gruidae. Gene Ontology annotation, biological process: regulation of transcription by RNA polymerase II. The transcript is spliced from 2 exons. The record is from RefSeq and is a predicted model, not a curated record.